CAAAAACCCUCCUCGAUCGGAAACCGCUACUCUUCUCAAUUACCCAUUGCUUCUCUGUGUGUAGCAUUAAUGGCUAAGCCCAUCUCGUUUCACAAAGUGUUUGAUAUUUUGGGGCUGCUUAGUCUUCUGCUAAUGAUGCAGAAAGGUGGUGCCUAUGAGUUCAAGGUUGGUGGUUCCAGGGGCUGGACUGUCCCUUCUGAUUCCAAAGCAGCCAGCUACAAUCACUGGGCAGAAACCAACAGAUUUCAAGUCGGAGACAGCCUAGUCUUCGACUAUUCAGCCCACAAGGACUCAGUCCUCCAAGUGAUAAAGGAUGACUACACUAAUUGCAACACAGAAGCACCCCUUAACAAGCACACGGAUGGGCACACAGUGUUCCCGUUCAGUCAGUCUGGGGCCUACUACUUCAUCAGCGGAGUCCGACAGAAUUGCCUCCAUAAUGAGAAGAUGGUGGUGGUGGUCAUGGCGGAUAGAAGCAAGGGCUCUGAGAAUGCUGCCACUUCUUCCAUUUCCAAAAGCUUUAUCGGCUCCAUUGGUGGAGCCUUUCUGGGUUCAUCUCUUCUUUUACUAGCAAAGAUCUGAAGCGAGGAGUUGGUUUGAUGAUUGCUCUGCCUCUGUAUGUUUUCGUCAAGUGUACAUGAUUUUUUUUUUUUUUUUUUUGUUAUGUUCAACUUCUCUGGGUUUGCUUGUUUUUCCACCAAUGUGUGAACCACGUACAAAGAGCAAUAUAUUGUUUUUUUUUUUUAAUUUUGCGGGUAUAUAUGCAUACAAGAAUUACUUGUUUAAUAUGCAAGGAAGGUGCCCACGUUGCUGCAAACUAGUUACAAACAGAUGAGAUAAAAAAUCAGCCAUUUUGCAAAACAAGAGUAAGACUGCAUAUAA
Molecule: messenger RNA, 882 nt
Organism: Diospyros lotus (date-plum)
Lineage: Eukaryota; Viridiplantae; Streptophyta; Magnoliopsida; Ericales; Ebenaceae
Product: mavicyanin-like
Exons: 2
Coding region: 70-582 (170 amino acids)
Cellular component (GO): plasma membrane
Molecular function (GO): electron transfer activity
Source: RefSeq, a predicted model, not a curated record